Molecule: messenger RNA, 1078 nt
Organism: Rhizophagus irregularis DAOM 181602=DAOM 197198
Lineage: Eukaryota; Fungi; Glomeromycota; Glomeromycetes; Glomerales; Glomeraceae
Source: RefSeq, a predicted model, not a curated record
CCACAAUUUCUUGUCCAGUAACUAAUUUUGCUUUUUUUGGUCUCCUAACCCAAUUUAGAUGAACAUCGAGGUAAGCCUUUGCGUCGUAAUGAUUGGUCAACUCGAACGUGACGCGCUAACCGGUUUUAUUUUUAGUACACAAAGUGCAUGCUAAGGAAGAGAAAACUUUUCGUGUCCAAUGUUACAACGACGAAGGCGAGCCAUUAGACAAAUUUGAAGAAUUUACAAUGCAUGAUGAAAAUGGUUUUCGCGAGUUUUUAAAGAGAGUGGAUGCAAGAGGGUUGAAACAUAUCGAUGAUAAUAAUGAAGUACCAAAAGUCAUUUCGACUUUUGAAGGCAUUCAACCUAAUCAACUUUAUUGUAUAAGUGCUGCGUAUCUCAUGGCCAUAAAGAAGGGCGUAACGUGGUCGAAAGUUGAAGACAUGGUGGUGGAGAUUGAAACAACAUCGGCUUUAAAAAACAAGCUCAAAAAAACAUUUAAGUCUCCUGUUGAGGUCUUUAGCCGAAUAAUGCAUGAUGAAACAGGUAAUCCCAUAAUGGAAUGGGACGGGAUAUUAUUAUGUCGUGACAAAGUAUUUUUGUGUGAAUGCAAACACAAAAUAACAGAGGAAAAGAUAAACGAAAUUGUUGAACGAUUAAAGGAAUUCCCCGAGAAAUUGAAGAAGGCAAAAGAUCCCGAAUUCAAACAAUUAUCGGAUAAAGAACUAGUUGGAGUCGCUUGUGGCUCGCUUUUUCCAGAAGAAUUAAAACGAAAAUCUGUGGAGCUUGGAUUGGUAGUCGUAUAUCCAGACGGUGGUCGUUAUUCUGUAGGAAUGCCCAAAAAAUGGAUGAUGAGCUUGUGUAAUUUCGUGUAGUAUUAAUUAUGAUGAUAAGAGAAGUUACGUCUUUCUUUAAAUAUCAUAUUAUAUUACAUUGUAGUAAACAGAUUUGUACUUUACCGCAUGAACAUUGCUCUAUAAAAUUUAUUUUAUCGGAGACUUAAUCAUAUGAUCUUCACAAUCGUACAUAGUUAUUUUAUUUAAUAGUGCGUAAUUUACUCACAUCAGGCUUGCAUUUUCAUUACAUAGUGUAAAAUAUU